GGGACGGAGACAAGAGCCAAGGAGAGUGGAGCUUCCAGGUACUUUGCCCCUAGUUAAAAGCCCAGUACAUGUGUGUAGCAAGAGUGGUCAGAGCCUAGCCAAGCCAAGCACCCUGCCUCAUGCUUCCUCUCUCCUGCACUUUCCUCCUCUCGCUCUCUCUUUCCCUCCUCCUUUGCACCCGUGAGUGAGAGCGCACAGUCAUUCAGAAGGUGUGUCUGAAAUCUACUUCAAGUCAACUGGGAGACAGCUUUGCAAGGACAUUUUUCUUCCUCAUAUGGACUUAAAUUUUCUCCAGAGACAGAAAUAAGAACCAAAAAAAUCCAUAAAGAUUUUUUUCUCCUGAUUUUUUUUUUUGACAUCUUAAAAAUCAAUAUCUCACUGAAUCUAAGUUCUGCGAUAAUCCACAAACAUUUUCAUUUAUUUCUUUCAUCACAUCUGCUGUAUUUCUGAAGAGAAGAACAUAGCAUACCUGCAGAAAGUACCUGCCUGAGAUCCUGAGAUAUCCCUGAACUACUUCUUCAAGCAGAAGAGCAAGCCUAAUCUCCAUCUACCACAUCUGUAGCAUGUGUGAGUGAUGACAAUAGGCAAGAAUGUCCACAACUUUUCCUCUGCUGAGAAAACAUCACAGUUGUUGAUUUUUCAUUUGGAGAUUUUGAGCAAAGAAGACAGGCAACCAUGACACUGGUAUCCAUAUGUGUUCUGCUGCUGAUGUUGGGGGGGAGCGCUCUGUGUGGUGGCUAUGCCCCUAUGCCCCAGAUGAAGUACAUGCAGCCUAUGAUGAAGGGUCCAGUUGGCCCCCCCUUCAGAGAGGGGAAGGGUCAGUAUCUUGAGUAUCCACCUGCAAUGGAAGUGAAAGGGGAGCCUGGACCACAAGGGAAGCCAGGACCCAGGGGACCACCUGGGCCUUCAGGAUUACCUGGGAAACCUGGAAUAGGGAAACCAGGUCUCAAUGGUCAGCCAGGACCCCAGGGCCCAGCAGGGUUGCCAGGAAUUGGAAAACCAGGACUACCUGGUCUGCCAGGAAAGGUUGGGCCCAAAGGGCCACCAGGAAACGAUGGUGACAAGGGAUUUCAAGGUGAGCCUGGGCCACGUGGAUUACCAGGGCAACCAGGAUCACCUGGUCCUGCAGGGCUCUCAUUAAAUGGCAAACCUGGGCUCCCAGGAGUUCGGGGCCCACCAGGAUCUAGGGGUGAACCAGGACCAAAAGGUAGUCGUGGUUUGCCUGGUGAGAAAGGAGUCAAGGGGGAAAAUGGCAAAGGCAAUCCAGGUCCACCAGGUCUCAGGGGACCUUUUGGCCUUCAAGGACCUCCUGGACUUCCUGGUAAUCCAGGUGUGGGCAAGCCUGGACUGAAUGGGUCACCUGGACCUUCUGGACAAAAAGGAAACCAGGGGCUUCCAGGGGACCAAGGUCCUCCAGGGAAACCUGGUCCUUCAGGACCACAAGGGCCACCUGGAUCAACUGGAGUAGGAAAACCUGGCAUGGAUGGUGUGCCUGGUAGACCAGGUCAAAUUGGGCAAAAAGGUGAACCAGGUCAAAGGGGUGUUAAUGGGAUUCCUGGGAGCCCUGGCUAUGGUAAACCUGGUCUUGCAGGACAGAAAGGAGACAGAGGCCCUGCCGGAUUACCAGGAGCUCCAGGUGAUAAAGGGGAACCUGGCACAGGAGGUCUACCAGGGAAUACAGGGUCAUCUGGGCAGCCAGGACCUUCAGGUUUACCAGGUCCAAUGGGUCUUCCAGGAAAACAUGGCUUGCCUGGCCUGAAGGGAGAGAGUGGUCCCCAAGGGCCUCCUGGCUUGCCUGGACUCAGAGGGGAUCAGGGUCCCAGUGGGUUGGCAGGUAAGCCUGGCCUCCCAGGGGAUAAAGGGCUUCCUGGGCCAAGCGGAGCCAUUGGAAAACCAGGUCCAAAAGGUGAUGCUGGUCACAUUGGUUUGCCUGGUAAUCCUGGAUUGACUGGGCCUCAAGGUUCCAAAGGAGAAAAUGGCCUUCUAGGGCCUCCAGGGCCACGUGGUAUAGCAGGAAUUCCUGGGUUACCAGGGCCCACAGGUCAUAUGGGACCACAAGGUAUUCCAGGAUUGAAAGGAGAGCAAGGCCCACCAGGCGCCCCAGGAAAUGGAAAGAAUGGGGAUCAGGGAAAACCAGGUCCACAGGGACCACCAGGAAAACCAGGCCCUACUGGAAUAAAUGGUCCCCGUGGUCUUCCAGGUCCACCCGGCCCACCUGGCCCACCUGGUCCUUCUAAUGGAGAUACCAAAGUAGCAGUGUCAGGGCCUGAUGUUGGUGGAGAAACAAUACCAGGUCAAAAUGGAAAACCACAAUUUAGGCUUGAACUCUCUGCUACUGCAGCUCCUGCUUUCACUGCUAUUCUAACAACACCCUUUCCACCAUCUGGUAUGCCUAUCAAAUUUGACAGGACUCUCUACAAUGGGCAGAAUGCUUAUAACCCCACCACUGGCAUUUUCACCAGCCCAAUGCCUGGAGUGUACUACUUUUCUUAUCAUGUUCAUGUAAAGGGAACCAGCCUGUGGGUGGCACUAUACAGAAACAAUGUGCCUGCCACAUACACAUAUGAUGAAUACAAGAAGGGCUAUAUGGACCAGGCAUCAGGUAGUGCAGUGCUGGAGCUAAAAGAAAAUGACCAGGUUUGGGUGCAGAUGCCAUCUGACCAAGCAAAUGGGCUCUACUCCACUGAGUACAUUCAUUCAUCCUUCUCAGGCUUCCUACUCUGCCCUACAUAACAGGUCAUCGUAUACAUCAUUUAUUAUCUAGUGGUCUGCAGGACCUGUAAGGUGUUACAAGCAACACCUGUAACAACAAAAACAGGAAAGACUGAACAACAACAAAAAAAAGAUAAAAUUAGGACAUGGAAACUUUAUGCUGUAUCUGUUUUAGCGCUUUAAAAGGUCUGAUUUGAUUAUGGUUUUACUUUAAGUGUGUUUGGUAUCUUUUGCGUAUAAUAUGUUAUUAUAAUGUUGUUGCUGUUAUUGUUUUAUUCAUGUACUUGACGUUAUUGUUUAUUGGAAUCAGACGACGUGUAAGUAACAGUUUUACCCAUGUGACUGCGCACUCUGCCAAAAUGACUAAUUGAACUCCAUCUCUUUGACUCUGGGUAGUGUGUUCCCCUGACUGCAGUCACAUUUAUUUUGAACUCAUUGUUUCUCUUUUUUUGUCCCAUAACAGGCUUCUAACUCAGUGCCAUAUUUCACAAAUUACUUGUAAAAAUAAAGAAACAUCAUUUUAUCUGUACUAGCCUGGUAAUUUUAAGUGACUAAAUUAAAAAAUACUAUGUUUAGAUUAAUCAGCCUGCAGUCACAAAGGAUAUAAUUCAUUGCUACUUUUUGUGAUUUGGUGGUAUCUAUGUGGAGUUUAUUGUUCUUAUCCUUGAAGUAGAAGGCUUUACUUGAUUAUUCAAAAUGUUUACUUUGAAUUCAAACUGAGCUUCUGAUGUGUAAGAAUACAAAUGAUGUCAUGAGUAUUAACUCUCCCUAUAAUGCUAGCAUAUAUUUUAUGAAAACAUUUCAGCAAAUAACGGACUUAACUGUUUGCCCCUUAACGUAUGUUUUCUUGUAUAACAUGUGUAAAUCGGUCUUUGCUCUAACUUUGUUGAUAUUCUGAUAUUAAAGACAGUCCGUGGUAAAGACAUAACAUGAUAUGGGCAAUUAAUCAAUUUAUCAAUUCUGUAUUUUCUAAACACUAAUCAUCUUCACUGUUAAGUAGCUAAGUGCUUGGUAUGUUUAAUAAUCCAUAGGUGAUACAUUUUCAAAUUAUUUCUAACUUCUCAACUAUCAUAACAAUUCACACAAAUGUACUACAUUUAAAUCAGUUCAUAAAGUUUGUAGACAGAUAUUAAAUGAACAGAUUUAAUGAAUGCACUGGGUUUAUGUAUUAAAAUAUAUUAAAAUAUAAAGUCAUUCUUAUGUGCUAGUACACAAGGAACCAGGCGUAGAGGUUUACUGAGUGUUAUUAAGUGGAUUAUCUUUUUGCAACAGACACAGAUGCUGUUUAGACACCUAGCCUGUCUUUAGUAUUCUUUGGGUCAGAGUAUUACAUUUUAUUUCUAAGUCAUGCCAUGACAUUUUUCACAUUUACCAAAUUAAAUGUAAUAUGUGAAUAAACUGUAUGUCAUACUAUUGCAUUGACUGGUUCAGUGUGAAUUAUGCAGGCGGGAAAAUUAUCCAGACUACUGUGAAAAGAAAAAGAUAAUACAAUAGGCUUUACAAAAGAGUUCGGGCAAUAUCAGCAUCUAAAUUUUCCAAUAAGUUGUCAGUAUGCUCCAGCCUAUAUUUGGGCUGUUCUCAUAGAAUUGGGACUAUUAUUUAGUUACUAAGAUCAGUAAUAUAGUAAAACAUUAAAAGAUAUAAAAAUAAAAUAUCAAGAAUGUUUUAUUAAGCAAUCAGAUUGCAUGGCUUUGAUGGUACAGAUAAUGCAAGAAUCAUAUUAUUAUUAUUAUUAUUAUUAUUAUUAUUAUUAUUAUUAUUAUUAUU
Messenger RNA from Neoarius graeffei (lesser salmon catfish), 4479 nucleotides. It is a transcript of the gene col8a2, whose product is annotated as collagen, type VIII, alpha 2. Gene Ontology annotation, molecular function: protein binding. The coding region runs from base 676 to 2733 and encodes 685 amino acids. NCBI's taxonomy places the organism in Eukaryota, Metazoa, Chordata, Actinopteri, Siluriformes, Ariidae. The record is from RefSeq and is a predicted model, not a curated record. The transcript has 4 exons. Gene Ontology annotation, cellular component: basement membrane.